UAAACAAACUACCCGUCAUUUAAAGUUUGCGGGAUCAAAACAUCAAAGCAUGUCUUUUUCCCCCAAAAAAUCUGCAUGAAUUAAUCUAAUCCAAUUUCCCAGGCCGUGCAGUUAAAAUGCAGUCAGCGUUCUUCUUGUGGAUUUACCCAGAUUAUGCAAAAUGUAAAAUAUUGCUUUUUUUUUUAAGUGAUGGACCAAGUCAUCUAUGUUACUAAUCCUACAAAAUAGUGGGAGGGGCUUUUAUUUAAACAUUGAGAAGACGUGCAGCCUUGUAACUUCACUAUUAACGUGAGCUAUUGCUAAUGCUUUAAAUAUCUCGUACAGUAAAUGACCCUUAUUUUUCCUCUCCGUACAGUAACACUGUACCUGCGGGCUGGACUCGCGAUGCAGUGAUUGGGUUCGAAGGUUUGCUACAGUGCGUUGCAGUCAAAGGAACAUUGUCGUAAAAUCUAACUAAAUGAUGCAGCAGUUUUGAUGUUUAUGAUGCGGAUUUUUGCGAGCGCGACGGCGUCGUGUGCAGUCAGGAUGUUACCGGGCUGCCUGCACUGCGUCUAACAUGUCUCGGUUUCCUCUGUGAGGAGUAGAAGGAGAUGUGUUUUGGGAGGCGACAGUUUUUCGCCGCAAUGUGGAUGCUCUCGCCGUUGGAUUGCUGAACCUCGGAUGGUGCCCUGGUAACACUCCACGGAGCACUUGUGCUGUUUGUGCUGACGUUGCAAUGUUCUGAGAUGACUAGUUCGGUUGGCUUUAAUGCAUUCAGUCUACACACUGCACCACAUGAUGUUUCAACAAGGGGCUAGGAUGCUGGGCAGAGAGAUCGUUUACCGUUACCUGCCACGAAGCUCAUAUCUCAUGCAUGGAAAGCUGUAAACGGAUAUCUACAUUAGGAGGGUAGAGGUACUCCGGAGGAGAGCUGUGCACUGCGAGGCUUGGUCGCAUUCCUACACUUCACCCUGUCCUAUUUCACUUGUCAGCCCUGCCUCCGAAUGUCCGAUCGCAGGGGAGCGGCAGCCAGUGAAUCGGACCCCGCCAGAGCCUCCCUCCGCCUCGGCGCGCCUCACUGAAGGAAGCCGGCCGCCACAAUGACCGUGAUCGCGGGCGACAACUUGGACGACGCGUCGGCUCUGCCCGGACACCCGCAGGACACCUACGCCCCGGCCAACGACGACCACGAGUGCUGCGAGCGGGUGGUCAUCAACAUCUCGGGGCUGAGGUUCGAGACCCAGCUGAAGACCCUGGCCCAGUUCCCCAACACGCUGCUGGGCAACCCCAAGAGGAGGAUGCGCUACUUCGACCCUCUGCGCAACGAGUAUUUCUUCGACAGGAACCGGCCCAGCUUCGACGCCAUCCUCUAUUACUACCAGUCGGGCGGCCGGCUCCGCAGACCCGUCAAUGUGCCGCUGGAGAUGUUCUCGGAAGAGAUCAAGUUCUAUGAACUGGGCGAAGAGGCGAUGGAGAAAUUCCGCGAGGACGAAGGUUUCAUCAGGGAGGAGGAGCGGCCGCUGCCCGAGAACGAGUACCAGCGCCAGGUCUGGCUGCUGUUCGAGCACCCCGAGAGCUCGGGGCCGGCCCGGGGCAUCGCCAUCGUCUCGGUGAUGGUCAUCCUCAUCUCCAUCGUCAUCUUCUGCCUGGAGACCCUGCCCCAACUGAAGGACGACAGGAAGCGUGUGAUGCAGGUGGGCAACACCACCAUGCCAUACAAAUCCAACAUCCUCACCGACCCUUUCUUCAUCGUGGAGACUCUCUGCAUCAUCUGGUUCUCCUUCGAGCUCAUCGUCCGCUUCUUUGCCUGUCCCAGCAAAGCGGAGUUCUUCAAGAACAUCAUGAAUUUCAUCGACAUCGUGGCCAUCAUCCCUUACUUCAUCACCCUGGGCACGGAGCUGGCAGAGGAGGAUGAGGGCAACAUGAGUGGCGAGCAGGCCACCUCGCUGGCCAUCCUUAGGGUCAUCCGGCUGGUCCGUGUCUUCCGCAUCUUCAAGCUCUCCAGGCACUCCAAGGGUCUCCAGAUCCUGGGCCAGACCCUCAAGGCCAGCAUGAGGGAGCUGGGUCUUCUCAUCUUCUUCCUCUUCAUCGGGGUCAUCCUCUUCUCCAGUGCCGUGUUCUUCGCGGAAGCCGAUGACCCCGACUCCUUCUUCACCAGCAUUCCGGACUCUUUCUGGUGGGCUGUGGUGUCGAUGACCACCGUGGGCUACGGAGACAUGUACCCGGUCACCAUCGGAGGUAAGAUCGUGGGGUCCCUGUGCGCCAUCGCCGGAGUGUUGACCAUUGCGCUGCCCGUGCCCGUCAUCGUGUCCAACUUCAACUACUUCUACCACCGGGAGACCGAGGGUGAGGAACAGGCCCAAUACCUGCACGUUAGCUGCCCGAACAUCGUGUCGGACAGCGACCUUCGAAGCCGCAGCUCCUCCACCGUUAGCAAGUCGGAGUACAUGGAGAUUGAAGAGGAUGUGAACAACAGCAUAGACAAUUUCAGAGAAGCAAACCUCAGAACUGGCAACUGCACUGUAGCGAACCAAAACUGUGUGAACAAAAGCAAACUGCUGACAGAUGUUUAAACAUCUGCGGGCUCCGUGGCCAGAGCCACGCCACUCAGAUACUGUUCCUUGUAUUGGCUUUGUUAACCUCGUUAAUGCGUUGUGGCAUUGCAGUUAUGCUAAGCGAAAUAAGCUUUCAGAAUUACGUGGAAGAUAUAUUAUCAUUUAUUUUUAAAUGGCUUUCUUUCUCCAACUGCGUAACGAGGGAGAUCUUUUUCCAGAUCCAUUCACGUGAGCAACGUCGGUAUAUUCUUUAAAACUUGGACCGACACCUGCUCGCCAACCUCGAAUGAAGUUUUUAACAGUUCAUUUACCAGUGCAUGUGUUAAGGGACAAUUCUGCGGACUGUGCCGUGCAUCCAAACAUCGCGAACGACCAAAAGCAUCAACUCCCGCAGUUCUGCUGAAUCUUGCGAGCAUUUGCAGCUUUCGACCCCACUGAUGAAUUUUUCAUUGCGUAAGAUGAUUGUUUUAUGAAUAGUAAAACUACAUCGCCAUUCUUUUGUGACUGCCUUUGUUUCAACUUUCUGAUCUGACAACGAAUCUGUCAAAAACACCUGCAGUGUUGCAAUUUUCAGAUAUCGCACUUCAUAUCCUUCCAGGACUGAACGUUCACAAUCCCAUUCCCGAUUGGAUGUGAGAAGCAUAAUUUAAGAUACAAAUCCCGGAAACAAUAGCAUGCCUUGAUAUUCAUCAUCCAUUUUUUUGUCUGGCAUGCCUUGAACAUUACCUCAAGUAACAGGAAACAAGUCUGCGUUUUAAAUUAUAUUUCUGGAGAGUUAGUUCUCAUUUGCCGACACCAAAAGUGCAAUGGCUUAUUAUUUACAUUGUUAUUUCCAAGCACUCAUGGCCUGAAUGCUAACUUGUAUGGGUAGAGUAACUUUAGAUCAUAGCAUGUUUAACUACUUAACAUUAUGCCCUUUUCGGGAAUGGUAACUUGUAACCCUCUAUAACUUUUGCAUGACGUUAGGUUACAAAAGAGAUUUCAACUGUAAGGAUAGGAUAGCGAGGGACCAGAUGAUUUUCCUAAAUAAUUUCAGGGAAAUGAGUUGAUUCAUGUCCUAACAAUGCUGAAAAUAUGGUGCAAAGUUGCCCUGUUACUUCUGGGGAAUCCGAAAAGGUGAAAACAGGUUAGAUAGUGUAUAUACUUAUAUAUAACACAAUUUAAUUUAAAGUGGAACUAUCACACUGAUAAGAAAGCAUGCCUUUCCUGCAUUUUAACAGAAUGUAAAUGUAAAAUAUAUGUAAAUGAUGCAUCCAAGCCAUUCAUUUCCUAAUUUACCCUCAUUGAUAACAAAACAUUUAGUUUGAGCUUCCCUAUUCUUUAAGGCAGAAACUCAGUGAAUUACUUAGCUAGUUGCUAGUGCCUUUCCAAUCCUUACACUCCUGGACUGCUGGAAGUGCCUCCAUGUACAAAGAAUGAUUGAAUGAGAUGACAUCCACAGAAAUCUUCAUCUGUUGCACAGUGAAAAUAUACCACCUCCUUUCUGUUCGACAGUCUGGGGCAGAAUCGUUGACCUGUGAGGGCCAAAUGGACAGUUUGUGGAAUAAAUAGCCUUUCAGAUACAUGUGAAGAUUUAAAACAACUGGUGAGAGAGAUAGGAGAUGUACGAACCACUGGCAAAAGGACACUGCAGCUCAACAGGAGCAGCAGGAGUGAUCUUGGAAUAUCUGAUGUUCCCAGCAUAUUAAGAUCUGAACAAGUUGUUACACUAAAUCAGUAAAUACAGCAUGUUACCAUCAUCUCUUUCUGCCCACCUGCAUAACCUGCAAUGUACCAAAAAGGAGAAUGAAGAUUCCUCAGCAGACUACCUCAGUUUAGAUUGAUGAAAAUACUGUUUCAUUGUGUGGCUCCAGGCUGAGGGGAUUCUUAUCUUUUGGUUAUUCUGAAUUAACCAUGAUUUAAGUGGAGGUUUAUCUUCAGUUUACUUUCGUAUCAUCUUUUCUGGAGCCGUAUUUUCGAGGCAGUUUCGAAGCUUACAUAUGUUGCCAACAUCUCUCGUUUAGCCUGUCACUCUCCGUAGCCUAAUUGUAAUGCAGAAACUUGUCAUGCUACUUAAGACCUGAAGCUCUCAAAGAUAUCAUGGGACAAUUACAUCAUUAGUUGGAGAACUAUAUGGCAAUUUCCCAAAGACCUGGAGAAACAAGUGUUACGUUUUUGUAAUUAACAUCAUGCGAAUCUUGAGACAGAGGGACCUACCUGGAUAUGGUUGUGUUUAUUGCAAGAUAUCGUUUGUCGUCCAAGGAUAAUACAGACCUAAACAACUGGAUGAGAAUGCAAUUAAGUUACAAACGGAACAAAGGGUUGACUAUAAAUUGUACUUUCUUGGAAAUCUCAGGAAUGCAAAAGAAAAGGAUUUCACAAUUGUGAAGCUACCCCAAGAUCAAGUGACUGAAUUAGUUGAUACAACUGAACUGAGGGUAGAAUUGGAAGUUACGCAGAGGAAUUUUGAAUAACUCUUGAUGAACUGCGUUUGCUGUUGGCAACAGGGCAUUAACUUCUUCAUUUAGAAUAUGUAAACCACCCAUACUCUGGUUAUCCUGAUCCUUCCACAUCACAUAAACCUUGAGGUAGGACAACAUUUUCCCCUGUGUUAAAUGACUUUAAUACUGCACUUAAUAAACAGCAAUAAAUGAUCCAAUGCUGCAGACCUGCUUUGAUAAAAUCUAUGUGGCUUCUGGCAGCUCAUGCUUACUUUAGCAAUUGAGUUUCUAGUUUUUGGGAAAUUGCACCGUAGGUUAACAUUUAUCUGCAUGUGAUUGAGAAGUGUGCUGCAUGCAGUUUUUUGAUAAUGAAGGUUCUGAAAACCAGUGGGAUGGGUUAGUGUAUGAUGAUGUUUAUUUAUAACCAAAACAGCUAAGUACAUGAUAUGGCUAGAGAGAAAAGCUGAUGUAAUAUAGGCAUGUCUUUCUGGUUAUGCAGUUUUGGUAGGUAUUCCUUAUCCUGGGCCAGCUUGGUAAAGGCAUUGUACAUAGAUCUGAAUGUACACAAGGUGGCUGGUUGUGAACAAUGUCAUGAAAGAGCCUCUUCUCUUUUUAUAAUAGAAUCAUUAAUUAUAUUAGUGAAAAUGAAACAAAUCAAUAUAACAAGGAUGGCUGACUUGGUGUAAUGUUUUAAGUUAUUUUGCCCAGUUUAAAGUGGUUUGCACUGAAUAAUAUGCAUUAAAGUGACAUGAUUAAAACGAGGAACUCUGUUAUUUGUAUCUGAGGUAAAAUUUAUAUUAAUUUGAUCAAAGAAAUGAACAAGAGAGAGGGGAGACAAAAGUGUAACUGUGAUGAUGCACAAUCUAUUGCUGAUGAGCACAUUUCAAUUCAGCUCAGCAAUUAAUGAUGGAGAGUUUCUGUUUUAAGUGUGGUUAGGAUUACAAUUUGAAUAUAUUUUCAGCCUUGAUCUGAUAUUUUGUACAUGUGAGGAUAUAACAGGUAUUUUAUUCUCUUUAAUCAAACCUGUUAAGGGUCAAAUUAGCACCGAAUGAAGUCAAGGCUUCCGUGGUGUGGUCAAAGUGGCACAUUAGAGACUUUGCACAUUGCUGGUUAACGCCUUGUUUGAUAUGGAAGUAUUGGGUGUUGAAGUAGGGGAAAAAAAACCUUAAUUCCUAAGUACUGUCAAACUUUCAUUUAGCAUAAAAUGCACUUUAAAAUUCAGCACAAAUUGCCUUAACAGGUACAUUGAUCUUAAAAGUGAAAAGAGGUUCUGCAGCCUGUGUACUGUCAGGCCCAGGGCUUUCAAGUCUGAAUAGUCAUAGUAUUGCUAUUGUCACUUAUAAGUUAUAUCAUUUUGAAAACAGUUAUGUUGUCAGGCUUGUUCAUUUCCUGUUUAGGGAUGUCAUAAUAUUUUAAUGUAUCAAUAAAUUGUGGUUCAUAAAUCCUCAUAUUCAUAAUGCAUUCACUCACUUAUGCUCCUCCAGAAGGACACUCUAAAGACCAUGAUAAUCCACCGUGUUGUAAUAACAUGAAAAACGCCCAAUCAGUCAAUUGUGAUGGAAAUAUUUGUAAUGAAAUGAUAGUUUUUGUCCAGAUUUAUUCUAAUUUCCUUGUUUAGAGGAUAAUUCAUUUGAUGUUGAAUAUUAUACUAUCAAAACCCUGUUAUGACAUCCCUACGCAGCGGGAUACAAUGAUUCAGUCUUCUGAUUUACUAUUCAUUUGCCUGUUUACUGUCAUAAUCAUGCCUAUAAUUUGGAUUUAUAAAAUAUUGUUAACUAAAAGCAUAGUUUCUUGCCCAGUGCAAUCUGCUCAAUGUAUUAAUCACUUUACCUUCCCCUUCAACCAAAUAACAAAUUAAAGAUGAAUUUCCAGGCUCUGACUCAGCUAUGUCCUGACUGGUUAUUUUCAAUAAAGUAAUUAGUGUGCAGGGUAUAUUUGAAACUAUUAGUGUUUGCAGUAUAUGAGUAAUUUAUCACCAGGCCACAUACAAAAAAUGCAUUUGUAUCCAUUCAACUUUGCAGCUGCUUUAAACCCAUACCAAUGAGAAAUAAAUUGUUUGAAGCUGAGCUGAGGUAGAUUUUUUUUUUUUAAUCUUUUAUGAAUGAAAUAGAUUGAGACUGUUUAUUGUGUGCAUAUUUCUACUGACUUGUAAAUCUGAGUUAAUUAAAAUAAAUACUAUGUACAAUAACAUGUUCUCUGGAAGUCAUCCCUUCCAAAACAACACAGACUAGUUCAGCAAAGACAGCUUAUGUGGCGGAAGACCUGAGGCAUGAGCAAGCUCUGAUGUUCUUUUAUGUGAGGGAAACGCUACCAUUUACAAUCUCGGGUAAGGUUUCCAGUUUUAAUCUAUAUUAGUUUGGUUCUACUUGUCUACAAGGAGUUGAUUUGCAAAAGAUCAAGAAGUAUCGUAUCACUGAUAUAAAUGACUGUUGUUUACUUGUGAUAGAAUUAUUCAGUUGUUGAAACAUUCAAGCCUAACUAUCACAUUAAAAACCUUGCACAGUAA
This is a messenger RNA of Leucoraja erinaceus (little skate), 7460 nucleotides long. Its product is annotated as potassium voltage-gated channel subfamily A member 1. The record is from RefSeq and is a predicted model, not a curated record. The transcript has 3 exons. Gene Ontology annotation, cellular component: paranode region of axon; neuronal cell body; dendrite. Gene Ontology annotation, molecular function: delayed rectifier potassium channel activity; protein binding. Bases 1080 to 2552 code for a protein of 490 amino acids. Gene Ontology annotation, biological process: protein homooligomerization; potassium ion transmembrane transport. Lineage: Eukaryota; Metazoa; Chordata; Chondrichthyes; Rajiformes; Rajidae.